This is a messenger RNA of Carcharodon carcharias (great white shark), 2002 nucleotides long. It is a transcript of the gene hsf2, whose product is annotated as heat shock transcription factor 2. Gene Ontology annotation, molecular function: sequence-specific DNA binding; DNA-binding transcription factor activity. The transcript is spliced from 12 exons. NCBI's taxonomy places the organism in Eukaryota, Metazoa, Chordata, Chondrichthyes, Lamniformes, Lamnidae. Bases 65 to 1585 code for a protein of 506 amino acids. The record is from RefSeq and is a predicted model, not a curated record. Gene Ontology annotation, biological process: regulation of DNA-templated transcription.
CGCGCGCUGGCGGUUUGUCUGUUGUUGUCUCCGGGUCACGUGAGGAGCCUGGGCCGCCGCGGGGAUGAAGCAGUCGGUGCCCGUGCCGGCUUUCCUCACCAAACUGUGGGCCUUAGUGGAGGACCCCCACACGAAUGAGUUCAUCUGCUGGAAUCAGAAUGGCCACGGAUUCCUGGUUCUGGACGAGCAGAGGUUCGCCAAAGAAAUCCUGCCCAAGUAUUUUAAACACAACAACAUGGCUAGUUUUGUGCGGCAGCUCAAUAUGUAUGGCUUUCGUAAAGUACUGAAUGUUGAUGCAGGCAUAGUUAAACAAGAACGUGAUGGGCCUGUAGAAUUUCAACACCCUUAUUUCAAGCAAGGACAGGAUGAGUUAUUGGAAAACAUAAAAAGAAAGGUAUCUUCGAUUAAGCCAGAAGAAGCUAAAAUCCAGCAAGAAGGCUUGAAUGCAAUUUUAUCCAGUGUUCAGGAAAUACAAGGAAAACAAGAAAACCUUGAUUCGAGAUUGACUUCCUUGAAAUGGGAAAAUGAAACACUUUGGAGAGAGAUUGCAGAUCUUAGGCAGAAACAUGCACAGCAACAGCAAGUAAUCCGACAGAUUAUUAAAUUUAUCGUUAGUUUGGUCCAGAAUAACCAAAUUGUUACCUUGAAACGGAAAAGGCCAAUAAUGAUUAAUACCACUGGACCUUCUAAGCCAAAAUAUUUUCAUCAUAUAGUAAAAGAGCCAGAUGAUACAACACACGUACCUGUGCAUGGAUCUAAUGGUGUGAAGCAGUGUGUCAGAACGGUAGAUGACAUUGUUAUUUGUGACAUCACAGACACAUCAGCAGAAAAAACUGAAGAAGAGGAAGUAUCAACAUUUACUGUUAAUGAUGACAUGCCCAGAGUCAUAGAACAGGAAAAUCCUUUGUGUGAAGAAAAUACUAAAAAUCAGGAGCAGCUUGCAUCAUCUGAGAUAAUGGAUGUAUGCAGUACUGACCAUGUUAUGAACACUAUGAUGAAUGAUAAUAUUGAAACAACAAACACUGAAUCAUCAAUUAGUUCUGAAGAUCCUAUUUCCAUGAUGGACUCUAUUUUGAAUGAGAAUGCAGUUAUUUCACAGAACAUAAACCUUCUUGGCAAAAUAGAACUUAUGGAUUAUUUGGACAGCAUUGACUGUAGUUUAGAAGAUUUUCAGGCAACGUUAUCAGGAAAGCCGUUCAAUGUGGAUUCAGAUAUUCUAUCAGAUGUAUCGGGAGCUAAAGAAAACCGUAAUGGAACAGAACCUAAAGUGGAUGAAAGCAAGUCUUCUGAUACUGGAAAGCAGCUGAUGCAAUACAAUAUGUACCCUGUACUAACUUUCUUGGAUGGAAAUGGAUCAUCUAUAUUGGAAAAGGAACACACUACUUCAGGCCUUAAGUGUACAUAUGAAGACAAUCAUCAACAGAGAAAUGAGAUAGAAGGGGAAAAUGAGAAAAAAAAGACAAGUCAACUUUUUAAAUUAGAACCUCUCACAGAAGAAGAAGCAAGUGAAGAAACACUGUUUUAUUUGUGUGAAUUGGCUCCCUCAAAUACUCUAGAUGGUGAAAAUUCUUUACUGGACAGUUAGCCAAUAAGUUAAAGAUUCUUAUCCAUACAUCCAGCUAACUAACUUAAAACUUGAAGCAUUUAAUUUAUACUGUAAGAAUGGUUUGUGUAGUUCAUGUCCUGUAUUAUGUUUCAUGUAAAUAUGUUGUAUUCAAUUUUUUUGCUAAUAUAUACAAAGUACCUUGUUUCCUGUACUCUAAAAAUUCCAUCAGAAUUGCAGCUUUAUGUAUGUCGUGAUCUUUUUUGGAAUAUUGCUGUGACAUUACAUGGCAUUGUUUUUUGUUACAGAUGGCAUGUGUGAAAUUGAAAUCAAUACCUUGCAAUUUUGCAGUGUGUAAAAUGACACAUUUGCCCCCAAACUCGCUUGGGAUAACUGAAAGCACCCCCCUACAUUCCAUGACCAUUAAAAAAAAAACUGUACUAUCCUGUUUUGGAUAAA